Molecule: messenger RNA, 276 nt
Organism: Strongylus vulgaris
Lineage: Eukaryota; Metazoa; Nematoda; Chromadorea; Rhabditida; Strongylidae
Source: the annotation of a GenBank genome assembly
UUGAAGGAUUUCGCCCGUAAACUUCAACGAGAUAUCAAACGUAUCAGCGAGAACAGAUUGGCAAUAAGCGAAGCACUUAGUGGAGGAAAACUAAAGCCUAAGCCGAUCGAUGUCCAAGUGAUUUCGCAUGAAAUGCAACGAUAUGCUGUCUGGUUUGGAGGGUCAAUGCUGGCUUCAACGCCAGCGUUUUACAAAGUUUCACACACAAAAGAAGAAUAUAUGGAAAGAGGUCCCUCAAUUUGUCGGCACGAUCCUGUUUUCGGAGCACUCACUUAA